UUUGGGGGAAUUCUCGGGCCGAGGAUCACGAUGAGGCAAUCCAUAAAGCACAUAUUCGCACUGUUGGUUGCCCUGGAGUGUUUAAGCCUUGGCGACACGGCGCCCAUCGGUGAGCAUCCGGAUCAUGCCGGAUGUAUACGGAUAACGAUCAUCAAGCGACCAUUGGCCACCACCACCACCACGACAACAACAACAACUACAACCACAACAACCACUACAACCAGAGCAACAACCACGGCCGCUGGUUAAAAAGGAAUAUUCUAAAUUCAACACAAACAAUUUGUAGAAAUACACUUAGCUCCUCUGAUCAACGCUU
Molecule: messenger RNA, 316 nt
Organism: Drosophila melanogaster (fruit fly)
Lineage: Eukaryota; Metazoa; Arthropoda; Insecta; Diptera; Drosophilidae
Exons: 1
Coding region: 31-249 (72 amino acids)
Source: RefSeq, marked reviewed